AGCUUGUAGAACGUGUUGCUGUGAAUGUUAUUUGUGUAUUCGUAUGGAUUGUAAAAUCGACAAUUUAUAUUCUGUAGUAAGAACCGAGCAGGUUAUACACACGGAACCAAAGGCGCCUGCGCGGACACACGCGGAAGUUAAUUCUGAAGGACGUGGUUGCUCUAGGGGGAUUGGUUUCCUUGCUGUACCAGCGUUCAGGUUUUGGUGACCUGCACCUCUCAUUGAAGGGCCACUCACUCUUCCAUCCAUUAGCACUUCAUGUGUAACCUCUCACCUAUAAUGUUUUAUGUGCAGCCCUCAGCAAAGGAGUACAGAAGAAAUAUGUACAUGUUCAAUGGCUGCUUCUCCUGGAUUCUCAUCCUCUCAGGACUACAGUACACGGAUAGUUUAGAAAUGUGUUGUGUUUUUUCUGUGAUCUUCUGUAUUAUGAUGGCUGAGAGUGAAUUGCAAAGUACAGAACACCCUUCUAUCCCACAGGAGAGCACUACUCAGAGUCAGAUUGUGAUACAGCAUGCUCAGCAGCCACGCUUGUGCAGGUUUUACUCUCAAGGACGCUACUGUCAAUUUGGCCGGAGAUGCCGUUUUCUACACCAACGUAUAGAUGGCAAACGUCCUCAGAAAAAUAAGACAGUCUUACCAAAUGAAAUGGUGGAGCAGAAACAAGAUACCGAAACACCUGUUUCUUCUAGCAAGGAUGAGCAAACCCUUGUCCCACCAAAGAUUAACGCUACUGAACCACAACACAGGCGAUAUCAAAACAGGAAGCUCUGCCGUUACUUUGCUUCAGGCUACUGUUCCAUGGAUCAAAAUUGCAGGUUUUGGCAUCCUCAGGGGAUUCCAGCAGUGCAUGAUGACUUCUCUGAAAACAAGAAACCACCUUGUAGACCUAAGGUGGAGCGACCUUCUGUUAUUCCAAAUGAGAUAAGGACAGAAAAUCUAACUGUAGAGUUGGCCACUAAGCUUAGAGAAACAGAAAUUUCACAACUUUUGAAACGGAUUCCUAAGGACAAACUGAUCAUCCAAGAGAGAGAGGAUGGAAAAGUUACAUAUUAUAGAGUAACUGUGGAGCCUACAGAUCCAGACUGGCCGUUUGACCUAAAGAAAAUAGAGAUUAUGGUGGAGUUCCCAGAAGACUAUCCCACACAGGUUUUCACAAUUCAGAUUCCUGAAGAUCAAGACUUACCAUCUGUUAUGUGCAGGCACGUGUGUGAAGCCUCAAAGACAUGGCUGGAAGCAAAGCAUGCAACCAAUCAGUUGGUUGGAAAAGUGGAGCUUUUGUUUAGACCUUUUCUACAUUGGUUAGAUCGCAACCUAGAGCUCUUGUAUACCGAAGGAGCUCGCCUGUUGAAAAGAGACAUUGAAGCGGAGAAGGCUGGAUUAACAUUUGUGCCAUACCAGCAGUUGCAAGCCGCAGUUACUGUAAAAUCAAGCGAGGAAGAAAAUGUUGAAGAUAAUGGACAACACGACACUGACCUGCAAGAGGAUUUGGAGGAAGAUGACUCAGAUAGCUGGAUAAGUUGUAAUGAGGAUGAUGAAGAUGACCUAGAGCCUGGCACAGGAGAUGGCAUCGGUGAUGGCAUGAGAAGUGUGGAAGGAGGAAGAGAAGAAGGUCCCAGAAAGGGAACAGAAAUGCGGUUCUUGGGAUUACAGUUGGGAGGUGGAGUGGGCACUUUGACUGCACAUCACAUCGUAGUGUCCCUGGAGUGCAACAGGUGUAAAUUAACAGCAGACCUGUCACUGACUGGAAAGCAACCAUGUACAGCACAGUGUGAAAAAUGUAAUAGUCGGAUCUCUGGCAUCUUCCAACCUAGUAUCCUGCACCAGUACUCAACAGUGCUGGGCUAUGUGGAUAUACAAGGGGCCACUGCCAGAGAUCUGGUGUUGCUGGAGUGUACAUUCGUGAUCAGCUGCUUAAAUUGUUCUCAUGAAGAAUCAGUAAAGAGUCUCUCGUACGGCAUCACUAAAGACUUGAAUUGUGUCCAGUGCCAUAGCAAGCUCAGCAUAUUUAGCGAGGCUGCCAGAUUUCAAAAGGUUCAACGUUAUCCUGGAAAAGAUAGUGGUCGCAAAGAUCAUGGUUUUAUCAGAAAGAAGACAUUAAGAGAUCCUUCCAUACAAUCUGGAAAGCCUCUUCCAGACCAAGGCACUUGUAAACAUUACAGAAAAAGCUGCCGCUGGCUAAGGUUUCCAUGCUGUGGGAAAGCUUACCCAUGUGAUACUUGCCAUGAUGAAGCUGAAAACCAUGAAAUGGAGUUGGCUUCACGAAUGUUAUGUGGUUUUUGUGCAAAGGAACAGCCAUACAGUAAUGGAAAGCCAUGCAUUUCAUGCAGGAACAUGAUGAAUAAGAACAUACAUUCCUUACACUGGGAAGGAGGAAGGGGCUGCAGAAAUAAAGCAAAGAUGUCCAGAAAAGACAAACAGAAAUAUUCAAACACCUCAAAGACUAUCUCAAGGAAGAGUGUAAGCAAUAAGUAGCUUUCUUCUUAUCCAGUGUACAUAUAUAGUCUUAAGAGGUUUCACAUCCCAUUCUGAGAAAAAGAAAGCUCAUAAUACAGAAAUCAAGAUGACAGAAUGUAGAACAAAGAGCAUAUGGCCCCUUUUCAUCAGUAUGAACGUUAUUCAAUUCAUUGCUUCUGUGUUGUUUCCUCAUUAAAGGGGUUAUAACAGCUUAGUUAUUGAUCCAUGAAAAUAAAAAUCUCUUCCCUGCCCUCUGUAGUUAAUCAUGGUCUGGUAUCACACCGCAGCUUUCUGGAAAAUAGCUAUUACAGUUAUUGAGCCAGAGCCAGAAGUGGAUCUGGCAGGAAACAGAAAUAGAAAUCCUGACUUUAGAUUUCCCUUAUUUUUUAAUUCAAUAUUAGCUUCAGCUCAAAAACUGCAGUGGCAGUUUCCUCAGAAAACUUAAAGGGGUACUGCAGUAUAAGGCAACUUAUCCCCUAUCCAAAGGAUAGGGA
Molecule: messenger RNA, 2948 nt
Organism: Hyla sarda
Lineage: Eukaryota; Metazoa; Chordata; Amphibia; Anura; Hylidae
Exons: 14
Coding region: 259-2472 (737 amino acids)
Cellular component (GO): nuclear envelope
Molecular function (GO): nuclear export signal receptor activity; zinc ion binding
Source: RefSeq, a predicted model, not a curated record